Molecule: messenger RNA, 1264 nt
Organism: Vitrella brassicaformis
Lineage: Eukaryota; Vitrellaceae
Source: the annotation of a GenBank genome assembly
AUCAACAUGUAUCAACAUGCACCCACACACAUAUACACGUACUAAGCAGCUCACACGAGGACGCCGAUCACUCACAGAGAGAGCGCGGUGUUGCAUCAUCGGAGGAGAGAAUCGCGGUCAAAAGACUUUUGCACGGGCAGCAUCGAUAUCGAUCACAUCUGGCAGAGCAGCAGCCAGACGGCCAGGCACUUAGAGAGACAGGACAUACUGCCAGAAUCAGCCACACCACACCCUAUCGCUUUGUGUACUCACUUAGUGCUCACCAUCUCACUUACAAAGAACGACCACCUAGGUGCAUAUGUGUGUGCACAAUCGGAACCUGGAUGGGAUGGACCAUCCGAUUCCUUGAGGCAAACACACACUAGCCACCCGCCCCCCCAUUGGAUGUCAUCAAUAGCUCCACACGUACGGUGCUCGUACUUAAAACACAAAGACGCACGAGCGACUUACAUAGUGACUUACAUACACAGCCAUCAACAGAGAUAUGUACACGCUAUACUAUAUGUGUGUGUCAUCGCACGCACCCACACACACCCACACACACUAUGUGUGUUGUGGUGUGUCUAAUAGUACCCGCCGUAACCACCACCGUAGCCUCCGCCAUAGCCACCGCCACCAUACUUUUUGUUCUUGUAGCCAUACCACUUCUGCUUGAUCUUGUUCUUGUAAUACUUGAGCUUGUCCCAGAAGCCCGGGCCCAGCCUCCGCUCUGUGGGACUCGAUGACUCCUCCACAGCCUCCAGGCCACUGGGCUCAUCUUCAUCUUCAUCUGCACACACACACACACACACGUGGCCAACACAAGGAUGACGUGUGGGCGGGGUGGGGAUGUCGUCUGCACACCCACCUGUAGGUGCAGCCGUCGGCUCAUCAGCCGCGUCCUCACAGUCUGCUGCCGCCGGCCCCGUCACAAGGGCAUCAGACACACCACCUACAGGCACACAGGUACACAGGAAAGGCGUACUUGUGCAGCGUUUGGACGAGCUGCAAACAGCCAUCGUGUGUGUGUACCAUCGGAUGUCACUUCGUCGGCGUCAUCAGGUGCCCCGCCUCUCAGACGCCGGGCCACCGCAGACGGCGCAUCAGCAGGAGCAGCUGGCUUCAUAUCAUCAGCGCAGACCAGUGCGAUGCCGAGCAGGCACACCAGCACCGAAAGGGAGAGGGCCUUCAUCGGUCGUGAGGUGGACGACGGGUGGAAGCACAGACGAGCAGCGGGCAGACGAACAACGACGAGGGGCUUGCUGAACACGAUAAGCUGAGGAGA